AUGGCGGACGAGCCAGUGCGAGAAUGGAGUGAAGAGCAGCUCAAAAGUGACGAUUUACCUAAGAAAGACCUGAUAAAGUUCUUACAGGACAAUGCGGCGCACUCGUUCCUCAACGAGCACAAACUGCUGGGAAACAUCAAGAAUGUGGCCAAAACGGCUAAAAAGGAGCAGCUCGUUGUUGCCUACAACCAGCUGUUUGUAAGCAAAAGGUUUAAAGGCACGGAACCGGUGGAAGAAGUGACAAAGCAGGUGAAAGCUGUCAAAAUCGACGAGAAACCCAAAGAGGUCAAGGCAGAAGUUGUGGAUGAGGGUCCGCCCAAGUUUAUUAAAUCAACGCUGAAGAAAGGUGACAAGACAAACUUCCCCAAAAAAGGUGACACUGUGAGCUGCUGGUAUACAGGAACACUGGAGGACGGGACAGUCUUUGACACCAACAUUCCCUCAGUGGCCAGAAAGAAAAAGCAAACCAAGCCGCUGAGCUUUAAAGUUGGCAUGGGCAAAGUCAUCCGAGGGUGGGAUGAGGGCCUUUUGACAAUGAGCAAAGGAGAGACUGCACGCCUGGAGAUCGAAUCUGAGUGGGGGUACGGGAAGAAGGGCCUUCCUGAUGCCAAAAUUCCACCCAAUGCCAAGCUUAUCUUUGAGGUGGAGCUCGUGUCCAUCGACUAA
This is a messenger RNA of Nerophis lumbriciformis (worm pipefish), 666 nucleotides long. Lineage: Eukaryota; Metazoa; Chordata; Actinopteri; Syngnathiformes; Syngnathidae. The record is from RefSeq and is a predicted model, not a curated record.